CAGAUUAUGUUCGAGACCUUCAAUUGCCCGGCAAUGUACGUUGCGAUUCAGGCAGUCAUGUCCCUCUACGCUUCUGGUCGUACCACAGGAAUUGUCAUGGAUUCCGGUGAUGGUGUCUCGCACACCGUGCCGAUCUACGAAGGAUACGCUCUUCCGCACGCCAUCUUGCGUUUGGAUUUGGCUGGUCGCGAUUUGACAGAGUACAUGAUGAAGAUCUUGACCGAGCGUGGUUACUCUUUUACCACCACCGCCGAGCGCGAGAUCGUGAAGGACUUGAAGGAGAAGCUCACGUACGUUGCGUUGGAUUUCGAUGCCGAGAUGAAGCAGGCGGCUCAGUCUUCCGAAAACGAAAAGACCUUCGAAUUGCCCGAUGGCAACGUCAUCACGGUCGGAAACGAGCGCUUCCGUUGCCCGGAGGUGUUGUUUCAGCCUUCCUUCAUCGGAAAGGAGUCCUCCGGUAUUCACGACACGACUUUCCAGUCGAUCAUGAAGUGCGAUGUCGAUAUCCGUAAGGAUCUUUACGCGAAUAUUGUGCUCUCCGGUGGUACCACCAUGUACCCGGGCAUCGGUGAGCGUAUGACCAAGGAAAUUACCGCUCUCGCUCCGUCCACCAUGAAGAUCAAGGUUGUCGCUCCUCCUGAGCGUAAGUACUCCGUGUGGAUUGGUGGAAGGUAAUUUUUAUCACAGAAGUUAAAUUUGUUUUCCUGUUGUAUAACUUUGCUGGGCAGUUGGAAGCACGCAUUGUCAAGAACGUGUUCAAUAGCAUGAGCACCGGAGAAUGCGAGCAUCCUCACAUCUUUUUAUUUAAGAAGUCAGAUCUUUGUUGUAGUGAUUCCCUCCAUUUUCCCUCUCCAUGAUACUUACUUCUUUACCACAAAUUCAGUAUCCUGUCCUCGCUGUCGACGUUCCAGCAGAUGUGGAUCUCGAAGAACGAGUAUGACGAGUCUGGCCCGACCAUCGUGCACCGCAAGUGCUUCUAAGCCUUUUCGAGCGCAGAGGAAAGCUCGUUGUAUGAGCAACGAGGUACAUCAACCUUCGAAGAAGAUUUUUUUGCUACUUUUUCGAAACUCCGUGUGGGUGGCAAAUAUUCGUCGACGUAUGUACUCAUGCCAGUGCGCCGAUGGAAAUUUCCAGUACUCAUGAACGUGGCAUGCAGAGUGCGCUAUUGUAAUCUCCGACUUCACAAAAAGUAAGUAGAAAGAUCAAUCAAAAUCUUGCAAUCAAGGUCUUAUGAACUGGAUUUGGGAAGACCAAGAACGAGAAAUCGCGCGACAAUUUUUAUUUGGAGAAUGAGAAAGAAUCACAAGUUGUAGUAAAAUAAGGAGGCUAUUCAUCUUCAUCGUGUAUGCUAUCGCAGACUCAUACCGUCAGCUGCUGGUGGUUUGUUAGAGCGAUUGCAUAGUAGAAGGAGAAGCCUUGAUGUGCAUUAAACAACAAACUCGCUGCUGCUCAUACGUCCAGAUUUUGCAGCACACGACAGCACUUGCGGAAUUAUUGGCGAGUGUUGUUUUGUGUCUACAUCUUCUCGCACCAAAACAAUCAGGAAAUUAGUA
Messenger RNA from Amoebophrya sp. A25, 1553 nucleotides. The record is from the annotation of a GenBank genome assembly. NCBI's taxonomy places the organism in Eukaryota, Dinophyceae, Syndiniales, Amoebophryaceae.